Molecule: messenger RNA, 4507 nt
Organism: Gasterosteus aculeatus aculeatus (three-spined stickleback)
Lineage: Eukaryota; Metazoa; Chordata; Actinopteri; Perciformes; Gasterosteidae
Gene: plppr3b
Product: phospholipid phosphatase related 3b
Biological process (GO): signal transduction; phospholipid dephosphorylation; phospholipid metabolic process
Cellular component (GO): plasma membrane
Molecular function (GO): phosphatidate phosphatase activity
Source: RefSeq, a predicted model, not a curated record
CUAACGUUUCAGAACCUGGAGGCACUGAUCACCUGUCAUACACGCAUACACCUACUCACGCACAUAAACACUCUCACACACAGACACACACACGCACACACACACUGUGCAGCAGCGGAUCUCCGCCAGGAAGCGGUCGCAGAUCCCCGUUAUUUUCAGUGAGAACGGAUCCCACAUCGGAAAUAUCCACAACCGGGACUCAAACCACCGGGCAGGUGUGUGCGUGUGUGCGCGCGGCUCGGUACCCGGUCCGGUCCUGCAGCCGGAGGAGGAAACGUGAUAAGAAUCAGAGCGGAUCGAUGGUGUGAGCUCAAUCAGAAUGAUGAUGAAUUCUGAGAAGAUGAAGAAGAAACCUCCAAAGGACAGUUUGACUUUGCUGCCAUGUUUCUACUUUGUGGAGCUGCCCAUCGUGGCUUCUUCUAUGGUGUCGCUGUACUUCCUGGAGCUGACUGAUGUUGUGCAGCCGGCUCAGGUUGGGUUCCGCUGCCACGACAGAGAGCUAAGCAUGCCGUACGUGGACGGAGGAGACGAACUGAUCCCUCUGCUGAUGCUGCUGAGCCUCGCCUUUGCCGGACCGGCCGCCUCGAUCAUGCUGGUUGAAGGUCUGAUCUACUGCCUGCAGUCCAGACUGAAGCUCCGCCGACCUGAAGGGAGCAUCAACGCAGGGGGCUGCAACUUCAACUCCUUCCUGAGGAGGACGGUGCGCUUCGUAGGUGUGCAUGUGUUUGGCCUGUGUGCGACGGCUCUGGUCACUGACAUCAUACAGCUGUCGACAGGUUACCACACUCCGUUCUUCCUCACUGUGUGCAAACCAAACUACACGCAGGUCGGCGUCUCAUGCGACAGAAACGUUUACAUCACUAAAGACAUCUGCUCGGGUCACGACCAGCACGCCAUCGUGGCCGCCAGGAAAACGUUCCCUUCCCAGCAUGCAACUCUGUCGGCUUUCGCGGCUGUCUAUGUUUCUAUGUAUUUUAACUCGACCAUCUCCGACAGCACCAAGCUGCUGAAACCUGUCUUAGUCUUUGCUUUCGCCAUCGCGGCGGCGUUGACGGGUCUGACUCAGAUCACUCAGCAUCGCAGCCAUCCCAUCGACGUGUACGUGGGCUUCCUCAUCGGCGCCUUCAUCGCUGCUUACCUGGCUUUUCACGCCGUGGCCAACUUCAAAUCCGGCGACGACGUCACUAUGACUGCACCUCCCUCGCUGCCGAAAGAGGACCCUCUGCGAGCGCUGACCGAGCGCGGACACGAGUCCGUCUACAACAAGGGCCCCGCCUCCGCCUCGGAGAGCAAUGACGAGAUAGCGCCGGCUCCGGCCCCCAUGGACCGGCUGGAGGGCCUGGUGCCCCUGCAGAGGGAGAAGGCCUCCAUGGGUAGCUUGAAGAGGGCCAGCGUGGACGUGGAGCUGCUGGCUCCUCGCAGCCCCAUGGGAAAGGAGACCAUGCUGACCUUCAGUAACACGCUGCCGAGGGCCAGCAUGAACAUUAACGGGGUGCUGGGGGCCAACCACGGGCCAGAGGAACCGCUGCAGCCGGUGCAACCGGUCCAGCCGGUGCAGCGGCGCCUGAAGGCCGUGCAGGUUCCCAUGGACCCGAUGCGUUCGCAGCAGCUGGUGACGGAGUGGAAGCAGAAGUCGAUGGAGAUGAGAGGUCUGAGCGUACGGGACGAGACGGAGCAUUCGGCCAGCGAGGACGGGUCCGAGGUGGGCUCAGUGGGGACAGACGAGGGGGGGUCCCACGUCCCCAUAUACCAGACGGUAGCGCAGUCCGGAAGGGCGCCCCCUGGUCGUAACGCCACUCCGCCUCCAGUGGGCGCCAAAGCUGUGGCGACGCCCAGACCGCCGCAGGUCCCUGAAGCUGGACCCCCACCGGUGUCCCCAAAGAGCGCCCUGACGCGGGCCAAGUGGCUCGCCAUCCGGGAGAAGACGAGCGGGGAGGGAUCAGGCCGCGGCGCCACCAACCAGCCGAGACUCAUGCAGGUCAUUGCCAUGUCGAAGCAGCAGGGCCUCCUCCCCUCCUCCUCCUCGGGGGAGAAGUCCUCUGAGACCACCUCCACCUGUUCCGGCACCUCCUCCACCACAGACUCCCCACACUAUCGCCCCUCCCCUGAGCAGCAGCGGGAGGGGUCGGGUAUAAUCACCGUGGACGCCCACGCCCCUCACCAUCCGGUCGUCCAACCACAACCUCCUCUUCAAGCCCCGCCCCUCGCAGGCAACGGUAGCCCGUGGGAGUGGGCGGGGGCGCCCAACGGGGGCGACCCGCGAGACACCUACGACCUCAACAGCCUGACCCGAGGAGACUCCGCCGCCCGCGGCAGCAGUUUCCGGCCCCACAGCCGCGGAGCCUCGCCGUGCGCCGCGGUCGGGCACGAUCCGACCUCGCCCCACCCACAGGUGGAGACGUCAGCGGACGCCCAGCGCAGGGAGAUGGCCAUGAGACGCAAGACAGCGCUUGUUCUGUUGGAUCGGGAGAUUCGUAACCAGACUGAACAGGAGAACUACUAUAAGAGUUUGCAGGGACGCAGGUAUAAGGAUUAGUCGCUUAACCUUUCAAAACAAAAGCCUUAUUUUGUGACAGGUCACCAACAGCACAAACCUGGACCAUGUUGCUAUGCAUUUCUUGGGCUUCAUGUGAUGGAAGGUUUGGGCUGUGGGAGAUGAAAGUUUACAUCCAGUGGGUUACGGUUCGAUGCUCGGGGGCUUAACACUCAAGACAGUUCUCUCUCGACACAAAAGACGUUUAAGGCGAUUGCGGUAUCAGCCUUUAUUUUGGAAUGAUUAUCAAAAAUGUUAAAGCUUUUAAUAGAAUCCACUUCACCCAUCCAAGAAAUAGAUGCUAUGCGAGACCCCUGGCAGUAGAGUCCUGGUGUUUCCAAGCCGGUCUGGAUUCUGUUAAACAAGGUGUCAUGGAUGGUUUGAGGUCAUGGCCACAGUCUGCAAUUGUUCUUCUGUUGGUACCAAACAGAUUUGAUGGUUGUGGAUUAGUUGGAGGUUAAAUUAAUAUAAAAGAAGCCCUUGGUGGUCAGGUGGUUCCCAGCUGGUGAAGUUGAAUGCCAUUUGCAAGUAACAUAAUGAUGAUACGAUGUUACAUAACACAUCUAAAGAUUUAAACCGCAUCCAGAACUUACUGUUUGGACUAAACAUUUCAGUUGAGCAGCACAAAAGAUUGUCAGUACAUCCAACAGCCACGGGGGCGGCAUUCUGUUACCUUCCAACAUCAUAAAUGGUUUUCAGCCCUAAUCAAACUAGUUGUGCACGUAACGUUUGUAUAUAAAAACGUGGAUAAAUAUCGUAGAACAUUAAGCAAACAACAAUAUAAAAACUAUAUCUGAAUGGUGAAUUGCUUUCAUCUUUAGUGCAGAGUCGAACGUCCACAGUGUUGAGCCUCCCAGCAGGAAGCUGGAGCGUUUCCAUGGCAACUCAUCCUGCAAAUAAUCUGCGGUUCGGAGGCAAUUGUAAGGACUAAUUCUUGAAGCACAAUCAUGUAACAAACCUGCAGUGGCGCCCCUGUGAUGAAAUGCACCUGUCCAGCACCUGCUUACCGCCUCAGGCCCCGCCUCCUCUGAGGGGAAGGCCCGUGACCGCCGUGAUGUGGAAGCCAUCGUCCCCGCGUUCAAACGAGUAGGUCAUCGGCAUCGACGUGUCCCCCCCCCACCCCCUCCCCCCGCGCUGUGUGGACUAUCUCGCUCUUUAAACGUCAGUCACUUGACCCAUAAUGCUUUGGGGGGGUUGCGUGGGUGUGAGACGCCCUCCGCGCGGUGAGGACGGUCCAACCCUGAUUGUAUAUUUCCGGGACCAGAGUGUUGUUGUUUCUAUCGUGAUGGCUCGGUCGCUAUAGUGAUUCUCAGCAUGUUUGUUUGUUUGUGUGCUACUUUCUGACUGGUCGAGGCUGUAAGUUGUUUCUGUGAGUGGAUCUGAAAGUGUGUAUUUAUUAGUGAUAAGAGUGUAAUAUUUUGAAGGAAAAGUUGUAACAUUACAGAAUAUGUCAUUAUUCUUUUGUGGUAAAGUGAUGAUUUUCUCCUCAGUGGCUCUCUAACUAAACACAGAAGAACUACAAGAGCUCUUAGAAAAUACAUAUUUUAUUAAAGAUGCUGCAAAUCCUAAACUGUCCUCUGAGCUCACUGACGCUCUGAAACUAAAUCAGUUCAUCCGUCUAUAUGAAAUAUUGAUGAGCCAAUACUUGGUCUGUCUCUGCUGUUAAUGUGUCUGUGUUGCUGCAUGUGUCCAAAGUUUGAUUUAAUAUCAGACAUUCAUCUUGUUCAUCUCUGGGAUAAAUAGCUUUUUUUUAAUCCUGAGGGUUUCUCAUCAUUUCCAUCUGAAUGUAUAAACAUUAAUCAUCUGUACAUUUUGUGACUGGAAACAUUUUAAGAAAAAAAACAACUGCUGCUAUAAAAAAAGAGUUUAUUUCUGUGAAAAUAAGUGUUGGAAGUGUUUUUCCGACCAAAAGAGUGGACGCUGCAUGUUCGUUAUGAUGAAAGUUCAAAAUUAAAAGUUCUUGGUCACAACGUA